AUGGCGACCACCGAUGCUGCUUUCAAUCAAGCAGACGCCAAUCAUGAUGGUACAUUGUCUCGAGACGAAUUUAAAGAUUUUCUAGUACGAAAUUCUGUUAGUGGAAGUACGACAACAAAUUAUCCUGUCAGUACGGAUUAUAGUGAUAUUGAUACUACUGGUGGAUAUGGCUCGACAGUCUAUCGAUCAUCAGUAUAUGGAACAUCUACAGGUGGUACUAGUGGUGAUGCGGCUGGUUUAGGACUUGAUUUAGGUUAUACUGGUUCUAACUAUGGAGCUGCUACAUAUGAAUCGGCAUCGUUUCGUUCAUCUGUUGGUGGUAGUGAUACAUCGAACUACAAUAUCGUUGGAACGGGCGCAGUCUCAGGUGCGGAUGCAGUGUCAACUACUUUUUCAUCGGAAUCACAAACAUCAUCCGUUCAGCACUAUGAAACUGAUGAGCAAGGCAAUUUUAAAGAUGCAAAUCCACAAAUUGUGCGCCGUCCAGCUAUCGAGGGGCCUGUGACUCUUACACAAAACAUCAGAGUUCGAUUCCUUCAACCACCACCUGUGCCACCACCAGGCCCAUUGAUUAUCAAAGAAGUGCGACCACCACAACCACCCCCACCACAGCCACUGCGUGUUCGUCAACAAGCACCUCCGCUUCCACAACAACCACCACUUGUUUUACGUGAGCGGCCACCACCGGCACCGGCAGUUGUUGCUUCUCAAACAGUUAUACGAAAUCUUGCAGCUAUUGCAGUUCCACCACGAUCAGUUGUUAUUGAGCGUUUGCCGCCCGCUCCACCAAAACCUCGGGACAUCAUCAUUGAGCGUUGGGUUCCCUACGGGCCACAACCCGAACGAAAAACGAUCGUUCAGCGAGCGGAAGCAGCGAUAGUCUAUCCCAAACCGCGUAACAUGAUCAUACAAUAUGAAGCACCACAAGUUCGAGUCAUUCGCCAAUUUGAACGUCUCGGAGUCACACCGGCUAAUCCACAAGAGUAUAUUCAACGUUACGGAGCUACCCUUUUCGAUGCUCAUACGUUAUUACAACAAGCUCGUGCUGCUGGCGUCGUUGAAGAUAUUUCACCACCAGCAGCAUCAGCUUCAGCUAUAUCAGGUUCAUCUGAUUUCUCUUCGACAGAAAGAGCAAGCAUAAUCAACUACGACAAUCUCAAUCGUGGUAGUAUUGACAUAGGCAGAAUCAGCAGCGCGGGCGGUGCAGGCCGUUCUUCAUACUAUGAAUCAUCAUCGUACAGAUCGACUGGUGACGUUGCAGGAUUAGGUGCUGGUGGAAGAAGCUCAACAAUUUACGAGUCAUCGUAUAAAACAUCUACAGCAGGUGAUGUAGGUGAUGCAUUAUUCAAUGCUGUUGAUACAAAUAACGAUGGCGUUAUAUCACAGGCAGAAUUUCGCAAUGCUGGACUUUAG
This is a messenger RNA of Adineta ricciae, 1413 nucleotides long. The record is from the annotation of a GenBank genome assembly. Lineage: Eukaryota; Metazoa; Rotifera; Eurotatoria; Adinetida; Adinetidae.